Messenger RNA from Phyllopteryx taeniolatus (common seadragon), 3824 nucleotides. It is a transcript of the gene srrm4, whose product is annotated as serine/arginine repetitive matrix 4. Gene Ontology annotation, molecular function: mRNA binding. Lineage: Eukaryota; Metazoa; Chordata; Actinopteri; Syngnathiformes; Syngnathidae. The transcript has 14 exons. The record is from RefSeq and is a predicted model, not a curated record. The coding region runs from base 383 to 1996 and encodes 537 amino acids.
CCCCUCGCCUCGCGUCCCUACCCCCUUUGACGUCAUUGGCUGAGAGACACAAAACGAGCCUCUCACCGCCGAUCUCCUCAGUCCGCGUUCAUUCGUGCACGCUCGCCGCCACGCUCGCUUCUGCCGGACCAAACCUCCGCCGCGCACACAAACGCCACUCGGCACCAAUUCCACGUAGACACGUUGCUCCAAACUCCACAAUCUCAGCCCCUCUCAGUUGCUCAUCUGCGAGAACAAAACGGCCACUCGGGAGAGGGAGGCUGCGCUUCGCUCCCACGCUCCCACGCUGACCCGAGAGGGGCGCGCCGCACCGGGCGGGCUUCAGUACUCGGACAGCUCCCGGCCGCGUUCCCGCGCUCGCUGCGCCGUCCUCCUCGGGACGAUGCGGACGGCGGGUUCGGUCCAGCCGGCCGCGGAGUCGCGGGAGAACGCCGACGUGCUGCAUCAGAAGCAGCUCUUCGAGAAGUUCUGGAAGGGGACCUUCAAGGCGGUUGCCACGCCGAGGCCGGAGAGCGUCAUCGUGGCCAGCAUCACCGCGCGCACGAGGCUGACGCGUCCAGAGACGAAGGCCGAACGAGCGCCGGACGACCACCAGACGGACGAGAUGGCCGCUGACCCCAAGCCACGUGACGACGCCGACUCCACGGUGCCCCCUAUUGGCCGGAAAAAACACCACCGCCAUCGCCACCGCCGCCGCCGCAGCCGCCGCCGCAGCCGCCGGGCCAAGAGCGCCUCCUUUGGUGAGGAGCUGUCACUGCAGCCCAAAGCCAAGAAGAAGAAGAAGCGAAAGUCUGAGCGCAAAAGGCCGAGGAGAAGGUUGCCCUCCCGCAGCCUCUCUCCGCUUAGGAAGAAGAAAAAGAAGAAGAAGAAAAGCUCCAAGAAGAACAAGCGGCAUCGAUAUACCACCAAAAAGUCCAAACACGGCAGCUCGUCCCGUCGCAAACGGAAGAAAAAGGAUGAGCGCAAACGCAAGAAAAGCUCUCGGACCGGCCGGCGUGGGAAACGGCGCCACGGGAGGUCGGCGUCGGACUGCCCGCCGUCCGCAGAGGACAGACAGACGGCGUACAAAAAGGAAACACGUCCGACGUCAGAGGCCAAGUGGACGAGCGGCGGCGGCGGCGCUGCAAAAAGCGUCCUCCCCAGCGCCUCCAUGUUUUCGUCCGAGCUUUUCCGAGGACGAGCGUGCCGGCGGGCCGAGCGCCCGCACGACUGCGACUCCGGCAACGACACGUCGUCGCCGCCGUCCGGCAAGUCCAGCGUGGCCGACGAGAGCGACGGGCCGCAGCCGCGCGCGGACGACGCCUCCGACUCGGGGAACUCGCCGAGCAGUUACGCAUCCGGCGGGGAAGACGGCUCGAGCGCCGGCGCGCUCCCGAAGAGAGAACACGAGGCUUUGGGAUAUCGGUUAGACGCGCCAAGAUCUCCGCAGACGUCCUCCAGGGGGCGACCGAGCACCGAGUGGCGUCGCGGACUCAGGAGGAGCAGAUCGUCGGGAAGCUCCAGAUAUAUGGGCCGACGCUCUCCGAGCUCGUCGCUGUCCUCUGCCAGCUCCUACUCCUACUCUCACUCGCCGAGCUUUUCGACAGACCUGAGGCGGCGGCGGGGCAGCUUGAGUAGCGUGAGCUCCCGAGGAAGCUACUCCAGACACAGACAACGAAGGUUGCGAUCCAGAGAGCGAGCGUCCAGCUCCAGAGAAACGGACGUCGAGCACAAAGUCAGCAGGAAGAGGUGGAGACGCAAGUCCUACUCGCCCAUGAGGAAGAGGAGGAGGUACUCACCCAGCCAUCUGGAAGCCCGACGGAUAACCAGCGCCCGCAAGAGGCCCGUGCCGUACUUCCGGCGCAGCGCCAGCCCUUCGUGGUCGUCCCGGAGCAACCCGUCAUCGCGAUACCGCUCUCGCGCUCGGAGCUCCUCCUCGUCUUCGUCCUGCGGGAGCGUCAGCCGCGGCUCGUCGUGGAGUUUUGGGGCACGCUGCCGCAGCGCCAGCAGGUAUUAGUCGCCCCCGACCAAAAAAAAAAAAUACAAAAUCGAUGUUCUCAUUUUCGGGUGUUCAUUAUUAGCUGUGGCACCCGGAGACUUUCCAACGUCAAAUCCACCUCCCCAUCCAAAGUCCUUUUCAGGGAUUUGUUGUUGCUUUUAAAUGGUUGAAGAUGUUUCGAGGACAGGACAGGAGCUAGAAUUGAAGCCAAGCACUGGCAUCAAAUUCAAAAUGUGAGAAUAUUUGCAAAAACACAAUAACGUUCAUCAGUUUGAUCAUUGAAUAUCUUGUCUUUGUAGAGUAUUCAAUUGAAUGUAGGUUGAAAAGGAUUUGCAAAUCAUCGUGCUCUUUUUAUUUACCUUCUACACAACAUCCCUACUACGUUGGAAUCGGGGCUCGUAGCGGACUCUAAAGCUGAAACGAUGAAUUGAAUAUCCGCUUAUCACCCAAAACUGCAGCAGGAAAAGUGUCUACAGUCGCUAAUGUCAAAUGACUCUCUCCCGGGAGCAAGUGCAAACAAUCCAAAUAUCAGAAGCGCAACAUCACUGCAAUGUAUUUCAAGAUUGCCAGAAUCAAUAUUUUCAAAGGACGUCAAGUAGGAGCCGAAGGGGAAUGAACAGCGUUUCUUAUACGUUGAGCAUCUGGAUACAGUUGAAUAUUAAUGUAGUGUCUCCAAGCGCAUACAUACAUAUGUAUGGGUUAUUUCAAUGUUUAUUGCUUUGUUGUAGUGGUCAAUCUCUCUAUGCAACAUCUCCAUUUCUUGUUAGCACACACGCCGUGUCAAUAAUUCAUGUACUUGUCGGAAAAAAAAAAUAUCAACGAAAAAGUCGGCCUUUUGGGUUAUGAAAGAAGAUGAUGAUGAAUAGUUUGACAUCCACAAGAGCCAGCCGCCUAGCUACUAUCUUCGGUGGUAAGCGGAACCCCUACGCUCUACGGUUAGCAUAGGGCUUGUGUGUAAACAAAAAAGAAUCCAAUUAAUCAUUUGAUUUUUUUUUUUUUUUUUUUUUUGUGUGGCUUUUUUGCCUGAAGUUAUGUGAGAAUAUCGAAUACCUGCCUAGUUACUAGGUUAGCGUGUAAGUAAAAUGUCUACGCUCGGGUUAGCAUAGCAGCUAAUGGGCUAAUCUGUUAGUUUUUGCGCCUGCCUUUUGGUUUCCAAAAAGCAAAACAAUUAACACUUUGACAUUUAUUUUCCGUCUUGGCUGGCAUUACGUGAGAAUACCGCCUAGCUACUAGCGAGGUAAUCUGUUAGCUUGCACGCUUUGAAUCUGUAAAAAUGUGGAGAAACAAAAACAUUUCGAUUGGUUUUUAGUUGAGCUUGGUGAUCUUAACUGCGACAAGACAGUAUUGAUGAGUAGAUUUUUAUUUUUCAGCUUUGCUGUCGUGAGCUGUAGCGUCACUUUGUGCUAAGCUAAGCAAGCUAACGAUGAGCAACGGCGUGGUGUUCUUGUCCAACUUUUCAUCUUCAGCUCGAUACACUCUGAAAAUGACUUUCUGUUGUCGUUUCGCCGGAUGUCAAACGUCAACAAGAUAAUUGUGUUGUAAAAUUGCUGGGAAUUGUUUAAUCAUGAUAAUAAUGUUAUUAUUAAUCGGAGACAUGUCUAGAGGAAUGAGGUUGUUUCUUCUCGUCCUGUGGUUACUCCUGUGUAGAUAUGGAUCUGUAUGUAAAUAUGCAAAAUCUGUGCCAAAUGGAACUUUUAUGUUUUUGAAUGAUGUGCCAAAAAAAUCCAAAUGUUUUCAUCCGUCGAGUUUGUUUUUGCACUCGGCAGUGUUUGGACCACAAUGAAGGAAGCGAAAACAUUUCUUGGAAAAUUUGGAAUAAUUUCCUCAUAAAACUGUGACACAUACA